UCACAAGAGUAUGCCUUCUUUUAAACUUUUCAUUGUCAAGAUUCAAGAUGUUCAACUUUCGACAUCUAGCUUCUUUGGUUCUAUUUAUUAUUUUCUGUUGCGCUUUAACAAACGUUGUGCUUAGCAGUAGUAAAUAUUCAGAAAAAGCUAAUAGCAAAGAUAAGAAUGAUCUUGAUUUCGCAAGUCAAGAAAGGCCAUUCAGAAUGCUUAAAAUUAACUUGCUAUGGGAAAAAGCAAAAAAGAAACUUUCCAGUGUGAAGUUGGCAGAUUUGUAUGCUGACUUGGUGAUUCAAGAUAAACAGGAGGCUCACCUUAAGAAAGUCAAGGCUGACAAGUUAGAUAAAGAUGGGAGUUUAGAAGCCAAGGUCCUCACAAGUUACCAGCGUAUUGUUGACCAAUAUGGUUUAACAGAAUUUUACUCAAACAAUGAAAUUCCUAAACACAAGUGGAAUGAAAAAGACACAGAGUUUCGUGAUCCUAAGCUACAGUCUAUGUGGAGACGAGCAGAAGAAGCAGGAUUUUCUGAGAAAGAUCUAAACAUGCUAAAAGAAGAAUUUAUGCACCAACAGAUGAAAAUUGAAGAGUAUGACUUUGUACAUCGUGAACUUGAUAAUGUAGCUAAUCCCAAUGAUAAUACCAUUGACAGAGAACAAAAAAAUUUAGACUAUUCGGAGACUGAGAGUGAAGAGAGAAAAGCUGCAAAGAAAAAAGCCAAAAAAGAAUUAAAUUACGGUUAUAUUAGACUGGAGCAUUUGACUUCCUCCUUGAUGAGUGAAGAGCCAAUGUUUAAAGAUGCCAGGGUACACAAGCUGUGGGCUUUGGCUAAAAAAACAAACUGGACAGAAGAGGAACUGAACAGUUUCAAGGGUGAACUAAAACACUUUGAACACAGACUGCUGAAGCAAGAUUAUUAUAAAGAGCAACUGGAAAUGUCCCAAGAAGCAUUAAAAAGUUCUUCACAUGAAGGGGGUGAAAUCUUAGAAAAACACCAACAUCUGGAGGAGAAACACAAGCUGAUAAAUACAAGGGUAAAUAAAUUCCAUUCUGAGCUGCAGUCAAGACUAGAGAAAGCUUUACAACACUCAGAGCUGUGAUGGGAUCAAUUGAUGUUUGUAUAAAUCUAGUCCAGCCACCAGUACUUACACUGUCUAUAUUGUUUGUCCUUUGAAUCCAAUAGAUGAUGGACCUAAUCUAUUACCAUUAGCUAAUUCCUUUUGCAUGUCAAAUAGUAGGUUUGAAAAUAUGUAUUUGGGAUAUGUGCAGAAAAUCAGUAAAAUCCUGAUUUUGUUUGCUUAAAUGCAAUUUUAGAUUCUUUGUCCAUUUUUUAAUUUAGAAAAAAGUUUAAUGUAAGUUUUUAAAUUGUGUUUAAAAUGCAAUUUUUAUGACCCGACUAAUGAAAAUGUUAAGGACAGCUUAAACCCCAUAAUUGAUUUUUAGUAAUUAGACUUAUUUUACCUAGUUUAAAUAAUGUAGAGUGACUACAAAAUCAUAAGAAAAGCCAGUUUUAGCUGGCAAGUAUUGUAUACA
Molecule: messenger RNA, 1527 nt
Organism: Physella acuta
Lineage: Eukaryota; Metazoa; Mollusca; Gastropoda; Physidae
Product: alpha-2-macroglobulin receptor-associated protein
Biological process (GO): regulation of receptor-mediated endocytosis
Cellular component (GO): endoplasmic reticulum; endomembrane system
Molecular function (GO): low-density lipoprotein particle receptor binding; heparin binding; receptor antagonist activity
Source: RefSeq, a predicted model, not a curated record